AUGUCUAUUCGUUCAGCGAUGUCAUGGAGUAAUCGCCUAACGUCACUCCCCCGCCUGCGGGCUCCACAGAGGGCUAGCUGGGCUGCUGUUCCUCGAGGACUUGUACAUGUUCCCUUACGAUGGAGCUCGAAUGAACAAGCCCGCAAAAGCGGGGCUCCCAAGACAAAGACGGCAAACAUAGUUGAGAUUCCAGAUCAAGCAAGGAACUCGGUUAUUCUGAAGCAGUUUGACUCUGAGACGGAUAUCCAAAAAGCUUACGCCACAUACUCUAAGGGGUAUCUGACGUUGAAAGGGGAAGGUAGCGUCCCCAAGGAUAUCGAUGUGACGUGUAUCAAACCGAGUCCCACGGAUGUCAAAAUUGGCUGGUCUGACGGCCAUGAGAGUGUCUAUUCUUGGGAUUGGCUGGUCGCCCAUCAGACUACCAAAUUCACGUCUCGGGAUCUUGGCCCACACAAAUUGUCUGGUGUAAAGUACGGUCUCUUGCUUUACAACACAGGGUUUAUUGAUUCUAAUCCUAUAUUAAGGCCGCUUGCGAACAUCUUCAAUGCCGAAAACCAGAACUAUCCAGAGGCAUCUUACCAAGAGGUGAUAUCCAACGACAGAGCCUUACUAGAUUGGCUGCAAAACAUUCACGGGCAAGGGUUUUGCUUCAUCAAGGGUGUUCCAGUUGACCCCGAGGCAACGAAGGCAUUAAUUGAGCGAAUUGCUUUCAUCCGACACACUCAUUAUGGUGGCUUUUGGGACUUUACUGCCGAUUUGACCUACAAGGAUACGGCAUAUACCAAUGAGCCUCUUGGCGGACACACCGACAAUACCUAUUUCACCGAUCCUGCAAGGCUCCAGCUCUUCCAUCUGUUGUCACAUACAGAUGGAAGUGGAGGUGAGAGCUUACUAGUAGAUGCACUCGCAGCAGCUCAUGAAUUGAAAAAGAAGAGUCCCUUGGAUUAUGACACCUUGGCCACAGAAAGACAUUCAUGGCAUGCGAGCGGCAAUGAAGACGUCUGCAUUCAACCUUCCUUCCGCGCCCCUGUUCUUUCCAUCCAUCCUGAUUUUAACAAAGUCUAUCAAGUUCGUUGGAACAACUAUGAUCGCGCACCAAAGAAUGAUUGGAGUGUUCGCGACCAGACUCGCUGGUACAAGGCGGCUCGGAAUUUCAACUCUAUUCUUCAUAAGCCGAGCAACCAAAUCUGGACCCAGUUGAAACCCGGGACAGCCCUGAUUUUUGACAAUUGGAGAAUGUUGCAUGGCCGCUCCGAGUUUACUGGGAAGCGAAGAAUGUGCGGUGGCUAUGUGAAUAACGAUGAUUUCAUUUCACGACUCCGACUCUUGAAACAUGGCCGAGAGAAAGUUUUGAACAAUCUAGGAUCCUCGUACAAGGCAGCUACCCUAGUUCCAAUUUUAAUGGGAAUUGCACAUAAUAUGAGCGAAAAUCGAACUGAGACCAAACUAGAACUUAUUCGAUGUUGA
This is a messenger RNA of Penicillium verhagenii, 1467 nucleotides long. RefSeq names its product putative trimethyllysine dioxygenase TmlH. Gene Ontology annotation, molecular function: iron ion binding; trimethyllysine dioxygenase activity. The transcript has 10 exons. Gene Ontology annotation, cellular component: mitochondrion. The coding region runs from base 1 to 1467 and encodes 488 amino acids. NCBI's taxonomy places the organism in Eukaryota, Fungi, Ascomycota, Eurotiomycetes, Eurotiales, Aspergillaceae. Gene Ontology annotation, biological process: carnitine biosynthetic process. The record is from RefSeq and is a predicted model, not a curated record.